AUGAAGAUGUCAACAAGUGCUGUCAGGAUGCAUACCAUCACUGUUGCUGUAUGCAGCCUGCUGCUGGUUGCCCAAGGGCAGAUGGACGAUGACGAAUGGAUUGAUCCGUAUGAUAUGUUGAACUACGAUCCAAGCAUAAAGUCCAUGAGAAAGCCUGCCGAGGUACAGUACAAGCAGCUGUGUAAUGCGUCUUUCCGUGCCAUGACUCAGUGCCAUCAGUUGAAAUAAUUAUAUAGCUUUGUUGUUGUUUUUCUUUGUCAUGUUUCAUAUUACAGUAUAUGAAACCAAAUCAUUAAGUACGAAAAUACAUCAAGCAUUACGAAUACUGUCUUGUGUCGUGAUAUUAAUGUAAUCGGAAAACUAAAUGAAAGUCAUCUUCACAGCAGAGUAAUUACCCAAAUGUUCCAACCAAAAGAAGGGAAUACAUCCAGGACUCAGAUCAAGUGGACUUAACGGAGUGCAACAGCAAAGUGGAAAGGUUAAAAAGAGAGGUUAGUGUUGGAAACGGAUUUUUAACGUCACACAUUUUUUCAAAUGCAUGUUUAUGAAACAGUGGCGAAUAAUUGUGUGAUCAUCUGUCACUUUCCUUAAUUUUUUUUUUUAGAUUGAAGAGUAUAAGAAGAAGAUUACACGGGUUGCACAGCAGCCGUCAUGCAACCCAGUGUUCAAACGAUUCCUCACCAAACUUCUGAAGGAGAUAGAAAAAGUUAGCCUGGUAUGCUGUAAAUCGAUGCACUGAUUCUCUUUAUGUAAAACACUUCCUCACUGUAUCUUAUCCACCUUGUAAAUGUAUGUUACCACCUUGGAAUGUAGUAUGCUGUCUAUAUGCCAAGUGCAUAUACUUUGUUGUACUAUUCUAUACCUUUCCAACCACCAGCCCAGUGAUCUCAAGAACGAUAUCCACUAUGACGCCAAAGUGAGACUGUCUCGGCAAGCGGUGGCGGAGAUCCAGAAGCUUCUGGAGGGAACAGACAGCUGGAGAAUGGGGGCUCUGGACGAUGCCCUCAGCCAGAUCCUGGUGGAUCUCAAACCACAUGACUGCGAGGCCUGGAGAUGGCACUUUGAGGACACCUUUGGUGUGGAGAUUGACACGGUCAUGAAGGUUAGAAUGCGUAGCAUUGCCAGGGUUUUGAUGCUCAAAACUAAAUGGAUUUACCACCACAUGUUUUAUAAUGUGGUUUGCCUAAGGAAUUUAUGAUUAGACGGUUUUGUAAAGUAGGCUACACGGGCAGUGAGGAUGAAAUUCAAAUAACUUUUCUUGUACCGUGAGGAAACGCGUUUUGUCAUUCAUACAUGAACACACGGUUCACACUAGCCUAUACAAAAGCAACAAGACAUAAAAACAAAACUUUAAAUACUGCGCUGGCUGGCCUGUGUGAUCUUUGCUUGAUCUACUCCUUUGACUCGGGUACACACUGACUGAUUGAGAAGCGCAUAAAGCUAAAUGGCACAUUUCCGUGUUCAUCAUCAAUAUAACUAAGCCAAUCUGAUUUAGAGAACAGUCAUUUACACUCAAGACAACAAAAACAAGACAGAACUGAAACCACUCAUUGGCAUUACAGCGCCAGGAAUAUUUCUCAUUGCCAUUAAAAUUAUUUAAAGGACCUUCUCUCUCUUCCAGGUGUCUGUAGUUGUCUUAAUCAUAGUGGUCAUAAUCUGCAGUGAGCUGUGGUCUACAGUCUCCUGGUUUGUCCAGUUCAAGCGAAUCUUUGCCAUCUGCUUUCUCAUCAGUCUGGUCUGGAAUUGGUUCUAUCUCUACAAGGUAAAUUACCAAUAUACACACUUCCAUGCAUUUCGUAACAUUUCCACAUGCUAAUUACCCCCUACUGCCUGUCUGGUGCUCUAUGUUUAGUAGUAAAUUUAAUAUAAUUAUCUGAAAGAAUAGGUGCAAAGGGACAAAGUUCCUUCUUUACUGCCAGAGUGGCCAUUCUGGCAACCUUCAGUGUAGGGUUUAGUUCUUGUUCUCUUAGGCAAAACAUUUAGGCUAAACACUACAACAAUAUUUCAGGUCUCUGCAAAUAAUGUUUUUGGAGGGUUUAUAAGCAAGUAAGGAAGUAGAACUUAGCUAUUUAAGGUAUUUCUUAUAUGCCAUCUCUAUUCUUUAAAACUCAAAGCCAACUACAUUAAGGAAUAUCACCAAGGAAUGUCUUGAGAAAAACUAAGUCUUACCAGGAGAGCUAGACUAUGACAGGUAAUGUUUUGUGUGGGAUUGGGAGAUAGAUGAGGGAUAAAAGCAGUAAUAGUACUGGGGUUCUAACUGUGUGCGUGUGGUCCCGGGGUUGGCAGCACUACCGCUAGACCAGCCUCAAGCAAACAAAUGACACAAUGUUAAUUCACCAUAUCUGUUAUUGGAUUUUCUCAACCUGUCAGAUUGCCUUUGCCGAGCAUCAAAACAAAAUGGUGAAGAUGGAGGGCAUCGAUGCAAAAUGCACAGGGAGGAAGAAAAUCGACUGGUGGGAUAACUUGAAGGGUGAGGUAAUGGAAAAAUAACACCUUAGCUUGGCAUCACAUAUCUUUCUACAGGGGUAUCAGAUUUUCCUCAUCUCAAAAAUAUGUGAAAGUACUUUUAAUUGAAUGCGUCAUUCUUUCAUAAUCAUUGGUGCAUGAUGAUACAAUAAAAUAUACACAAUACUUCUCACUCCUCUUUUCUGGCAAAUAAUGUAAUGCCGUUACAUGGGCUUUCACAUUUUGACAGUUUUGUUGCAGUAAGUUUACUGUAGAAUGCACAUCGGUUUAUGUUGUCGUGAAGCCUUCUGUUGUGUACUCCUCCCUGCCUGUACCCCAGAUUGGUACAGAGGUGCCAUGACUCUCCAAGACGAUCCCUGUAGGAUGUACUACGAAGUCCUCAUGGUCAACCCCAUCCUUCUCGUACCACCAACUAAGGUAACCUAUUUUUGGCGACCAGGGAAAGUCAAUUUCCAUUCAGUCAAUUCAGGAAGGAAACUGACAAUCCACUUCCAGUUUUCAGUCUAUUUCCGGAAAUGACUGCAUUGAAAUGGAAUUGACCCCAACCCUGUUGACAGCUAACCUAUUCUACAGGCCAGGACCGAAAGAUAGUCACCCGUACCUUACUCUUGCCACUUAACACAACUAUUUGAGUAACCCCAAAUGUAAAUGUACAUAUUGCGAUGUUUUUCACUUGUAUUCAAACAAAACAUAUAUACUGUCUAUUUAACAAUGCAAUAUCAAUCUAAUCCAGUGUCUAUGAUUGCCCUGUGGGUAUUAUGAAAAACUUGAAAUGAAAUUGACUCCAACCCUGUUUACGACUAAACUGUGUAACAUUUAGCCUUUUUCCUGGACCUGUAGGAUGCAGUGUGAUAAUGUAUUAUCUCUCUGUCUCUGAAGGCUAUCACUAUGACCAUCACCACCUUCUUCACAGAGCCUCUGAAGCUCUUUGGCCAGGUGAUCAGCGAGUUCCUACGAGCCCUCCUCAAGGACCUACCGGUCACCCUGCAAAUUCCUGUGCUCCUCACCAUCGUGCUCUCCAUCCUGGUAAGGACACACCGACACACACAAAGAAAACCACAAUAAAAUAAACACACUGUCACAAGGUCUAGGUUCAAUUCCAUUUAAAUUCUGUCAAUUCAGGAAGCAAAUUGGUGUUAAAUUAUUUCUGAAAAUAAAUGUCCUUUUUCAAUUCUUGAACGAGAAUGUAGAUUUACUUCCUGUACUGAAAUGGAAUUGACCCCAACCCUGACUGACACAGCAGUCAUACUAACUGUUUCCGUAGCCAGUUUCCUGCCUGUCCCUGAAGCAGUAAAUAUAUUCCUCAUCUUCCUCAGGUCUUUGUGUACAGCAUCGCCCAGGCCGCCAUCCAGCAUGGCAUCAUCAGACUGCUGCGUGUCGGAGUGCCCAGGGACCCCCCAGCCUUGGACCAGCCCGAGCCCCAAGCCUGUCUGAGAGGGACAGACCACAACCCACUGGCAGGGGGGGAUGCCCCUCAACGCUCCCCUCCCCCGCUCAGAAGCCGACUAGGACCAGCAGCCAACCAGCGGGCUCAGGACCUGGACAGGACCUACAUCCAACGGAGGAGCCCCCAACACAGGGCGCGGGAGGAGCCGACCAGGGUGUAUGUGGACACCCUGAGGAACGCCGACCGGCGGUACAGCAAGGAUGAGAUCGUCUCGGAGUGGAGGGAGUGUUUCCCCGACGGAGAGUGGCCGGAGGGUGGCUCCGACGCAGAGGAUACCAACCCUCUAACGGUAGAUGAUAAUACCGACAUCCAGGAAGAGGAACUGCAAGAACCAGUUGUAGCUGGAGCCACAACUGACGGCAAUGACUCACAAGAAGCUAAGCCCUCUCCAGCUAAAGCCAAAUCAAAUAAGGGGGACGUUGCAUCUGAAUCUAAGGGGGCAGCUGACAGCCAGGCUGAACAGCAAGCCGAGGUAGCCCUCACCAACUACACAAGGGAAUAAUGUAAGUGGUUUGUGUUGACCUCGACUGUGUUAUAAUUUAUUGGAUUUAUAUAGCCCUUUUCUACCAACUGAGGUACUCA
Molecule: messenger RNA, 4495 nt
Organism: Coregonus sp. 'balchen'
Lineage: Eukaryota; Metazoa; Chordata; Actinopteri; Salmoniformes; Salmonidae
Source: the annotation of a GenBank genome assembly